UCUUGUCUUUUUCGCCCAUCCGGUACUUUCACUUUCCCCUCUUCCUUUUUUUUCUUUUUUUUUCUGGCCUUGCCUGUGGUUUCUUUCCCGUGGCUGGAGAUUUGCUUUUAUCGAUUUCCGAGCUAUCCACAAAAUUGACAUAAAAAAUACAGAAGUCAAAAAAUAAAACAAACAAGAAAAAAAACCAGCCCCAGCAUGAAAAACCAGCCUGCCAACCUCAGCCAGUGAGAGGCGUGAGCCGACCCCUCGGCCUUCCUCUUGGCUGCCAAGCGUCAUCGCUCUCGGCGCUGCGAAGGCACGCCCACCACAAAACAAAAGGCAGUCUCACAGGGGGUCCUGAACAUUGAGCAGAAUUGUUACGGCGCAGGCGGUCGCUCACGGCUCGCAGCUCUAGCCGGGCACGCGCCACAUUGUCGGUUGUAUACCUCGGGAUCCAUCUCACACGACAACACCCGCCUGCCUCAGAUCCAUUCCUAUUGCCGGCCGGCUCUACACAGGCCACCAUCUCGUCCAAAUCGGCAACCUUCAUCUGCCCUCGCCAGCUCUACAACGAGCGACGCCGCCGUUGCCGCCGCAGCCAUGGCGAGCACCUCUGAUGUGAGGGCGCCAUCCUCUGGCGCUUCGCAGCCACCCUCAGUUCGAUCUGUCGAGCUACCACAGCCUCCUCCUAGCCCGGCACCGAACGCCACGCAGCAGAAUAGCCAGAACGCCGCCUCCAAUGGCGCGGGAUCAUCGACGGAGCAGCCGCCGAAACCAGCCGAGAAGUCGUCGGUAAAGGAACGCCUGACUCGAAUGUUCUCGACAAAGGACUCCCCUCGCCCCCUGCUCUCCGACAAGGGACCCACGUUUGACCGCAGCAACCCCCCAAUGCCGUCUCCUAAUCGCCUGAGUGCACCCCCAGGCCGUAAGGACUCGACUACCGACAAGGCCGUCGAGAAUGCGGCCGCGCUAGCAGCCACGACCGCGGCCAAGCAACGCUUCACGACCAAGUCCGAGGCGCAGGGCGGUCAUGAGCACCACCUCAAGGGUAGUCGAAGACAGGAAAAGCUCUCAGACAUGUUCCGCGGCAUCCUGGGCGGCAAGCGGUCUGACCAGCCGGAUCAUGACCUGUCGCUUGUAUCCGGCUGGGUCGACACGCUCCGGCAAGAGAAGGACUCAAUAGCCUCCGACAGGAGAGGCGGGCCCAACGCAUCGGUCACUUUAGUGGAGAAGUAUGGCAAGUGUCAGGAGGUGGUAGGCCGCGGCGCCUUUGGCAUUGUGCGGAUAUCACACAAGAAGAUGGAGAACGGCGUGGGUGAGAAGCUGUUUGCCGUCAAGGAGUUCCGCCGCCGGCCCGAAGAGACGGAGAAGAAGUACAGCAAACGUCUGACGGCCGAGUUUUGCAUCUCGUCGAGCCUGCGCCACCCCAACGUGAUCCACACCCUAGACCUGCUCCAAGACGCCAAGGGCGACUAUUGCGAGGUGAUGGAGUUCUGCCCAGGUGGCGACCUGUACACCCUUGUUCUCGCCGCCGGCAAACUCGAGGUCCAGGAGGCCGACUGUUUCUUCAAGCAGAUGAUGCGCGGUGUAGAGUACAUGCACGAAAUGGGCGUGGCCCACCGCGACCUCAAGCCCGAGAACCUGCUCCUCACCACCCACGGCGCACUAAAGAUCACCGACUUUGGCAACGGCGAGUGCUUCCGUAUGGCCUGGGAAAACGAUGCCCACAUGGUCUCUGGCCUGUGCGGAUCCGGCCCUUAUAUCGCACCAGAGGAAUACACGAACAAGGAAUUUGAUGCCAGGGCCGUCGACGUCUGGGCCUGCGGCGUCAUCUACAUGGCCAUGCGCACAGGCCGUCACCUCUGGCGCGUCGCCAAGAAAGAGGAGGACGAGUUCUACGCUCGCUACCUCGAGGGCCGCCGCGACGAGGAAGGAUACCGACCGAUUGAGACUCUGCACCGGGCUCGAUGCAGAAACGUCAUCUACUCCAUCUUGGAUCCAAACCCGACGCGCCGCAUAACGGCCUCGCAGGUCCUUAAGUCGGAAUGGGGUCGCGAGAUAAAACUAUGCAAGGCCGGCGAGGAAGGCCUCUAGCACAUGCCCCGCCAGACGCCAAGUGGUCCAUAUCCAUGACACAUCCAUGGACUGGUCCUGCCUUGCACCAUGGCUCCUGUAUUCGUGGUAGUGCCAUCUCCCCACCCCUCAAUAUGGCUCGCAAACCGUCUGGCGGACUGAAGCGGUCCUUUUUCUCUUCUGUUUCUUCCACGGCCCGUCUCUUUUCUUCUGUUCUCCUGCCCGGAGUUGGUUGGGCAACUCUAUCGUUCCUGAUUAACUUGCACAGCGACGCACGCGGACGCUGCAACAAAUCAAGUGGCCCAGGAAGAAAUACGGAAGGGGGAGAGAAACGAAACAGAAGAAGACGAAAAGAAAGACGAAAACAUAAAAAAGAAAAAAGGAAAAAAAAGAAAAGAAAUCAGAGGGAAAGAGAGAAA
Gaeumannomyces tritici R3-111a-1 is the source of this 2471-nucleotide messenger RNA. RefSeq names its product HAL protein kinase. The transcript is spliced from 3 exons. Gene Ontology annotation, molecular function: ATP binding; protein serine/threonine kinase activity. The record is from RefSeq and is a predicted model, not a curated record. Gene Ontology annotation, biological process: protein phosphorylation; intracellular monoatomic cation homeostasis; intracellular signal transduction. The coding region runs from base 580 to 2073 and encodes 497 amino acids. Lineage: Eukaryota; Fungi; Ascomycota; Sordariomycetes; Magnaporthales; Magnaporthaceae.